AUGAACUAUGAUCCUGCUAUCAGCGUGCCAACACUGGUCGGUAGUCUGCUUUCUUGCCUUGCCUCAGCCUGUGUCCUUCUGUCCUAUGUAUUAUUAGCCCCCCAGCAGCCCUCCUUCCGCCAUGCUCUUGUCUUCAAUCUUGCACUGACCGAGUUCAUUAACUCGCUCAACAACUCCGUAUCCGGGGUUUACGUUGUUGAGCGUCGAAAUGGGCUCAUUCGCGGUACGGCGUGUCAGCUCAACGGCUUUGUCAACCAGCUAUCCGUACAGGCUGCAGACUUUGCCAUCCUCGCCAUAACCCUCCUUACAUUCCUUACCGUCAUUAAAAAGACUUAUAUCCCAUCGGAGUCUUGGUCAAGAACGUUGGCCAUUUGCGCGUCGGUAUGGUGUGUCCCCAUGACCACAAGCAGCAUAGCGGCAGGUCUCAGCGCACUACAACCCUUUGGUGGCAACUGGUGCUGGAUCUCAGUGCAUCGCACAGACCUACGCUAUGCUUUGGGCCAUGGUUGGCGGUUCUGCAUCAUCGUCGCAACAAUAUGCAUGUACAUUUACAUGUAUACCUACAUACAGCGCCACUUCUCCAGCAGCAAGGCCGCCUUCGGUGCUCACACCCCCACACUUCCAGCUGGUCGUGGUCCAGCAAAAAUGUCUAUCGACUUAUUGAAGCCACGGUCUGCUGUUAGUCAGGUGGCUACAGACACUAAACUACCCCAAGUCACUGUUGCACUUGAUCGAGGAGUGAGCAGACGGCCGUCUGAGCGUGUUGAAACAGCCCGGCAGAGCUUCAUUUCAACCACAACCAACCAACAACCGGAAUCACUCAGAGCCAUGCUCCCCGAGUCCAUCGCUACCACGCCCACUUCAACCACGACAAAUGUCAAGGUUGACGCCGAGGCAUCAGUCUGCCGCAAUUCCGAGUUCACCCUCAACAUUCCUAGCCAAGGCCUCGAAAUGUACCUCCCCGACUAUUCACGCCCGCCAUCGUACACAAUAAUGUCGCGUAGGCUUCGUGAGAAGCCAUCACAAACAUUGACCAUCGACACGACCAUUGCACCGGCAAGCCCACCACCACGUGAGCUUUUUGAUUCGCCCACAUCGAUACGCACGCACUUGCAACAACAAGCUUUCCAUCGCCACGCACAGGUGGAGCGGGAAGUGCGACGCACGCUUCUGCUAAAUGCCUACCCGAUUGCGUACGUUAUACUAUGGCUGCCCGGGAUUGCAAACAGGCUCGUCGAGGCGGUCAGUGGCACUUCGCCGCGCUGGCUGCUCAUCCUGCAGAGCACGACGCAAUAUGUGGGUUUGGCAAAUGCUCUGACAUAUGGCUUCAAUGAGCACAUGCGGAGCAUGCUCGGGAGAGAUGGAAAUGAGGGGUACGGCUGGUCGUGGAGAAGAGGGUUGGUGUGA
Molecule: messenger RNA, 1407 nt
Organism: Diplodia corticola
Lineage: Eukaryota; Fungi; Ascomycota; Dothideomycetes; Botryosphaeriales; Botryosphaeriaceae
Product: glucose receptor git3 protein
Exons: 4
Coding region: 1-1407 (468 amino acids)
Biological process (GO): adenylate cyclase-activating G protein-coupled receptor signaling pathway
Cellular component (GO): plasma membrane
Molecular function (GO): G protein-coupled receptor activity
Source: RefSeq, a predicted model, not a curated record